AAGGCAACAGAAAGCCCCUCGGCUCGGCAAUGCGUGCGGGCGGAGCGCUGCGCGGUGAAACCUUUAUUUUUGUACUGUUGUGGUUGGACGAAAUACACGAACCGGUUCGGAUUUUUCCCUCGCAGUAUUACUGGAUUUAUAAAGGCCUUUUCGAAAAUGUACGAACGUUGGGAUCCCCGGGGCGAUCGAGGAAGAUUGUCUCGAGACAAAAUGGGUAGCGCUGUCUAAUUGCUCGCUGGCGCUUUUCCGCCUUUGGGUAAGGAUUGUACUCGAACCAGCUUUUGGGAUUUUUUUGCAUUUGAAUCCAACUGCGCACCCCAGACGGAUCACGUGGACCCGGAGUUGAUCGAUUUGCACAAAUAUCCAUGAAAAGAUACACGGGAAAGCGAUAUUUGUUGCCCGGAUAGACUUUUCAAAGAAAACCAGCGGUUGGUUUGCUUGCCGGCGUUGUAGGCUACGUAGCACACGUCUAAAAUGGAGACGCACAUUUCGUGUCUCUUUCCGGAAAUUUUAGCCAUGAUUUUCAGUUACUUGGACGUGAGGGAUAAAGGUAGGGUGGCCCAAGUGUGCGCUGCUUGGAGGGACGCGUCUUACCACAAGUCGGUCUGGAGAGGGGUCGAAGCUAAGCUACAUUUAAGGAGGGCCAACCCUUCGCUGUUCCCCAGUCUCCAGGCCCGGGGAAUCCGGAGAGUGCAGAUUCUGAGCUUGCGGCGCAGCCUCAGCUACGUGAUACAGGGGAUGCCGAACAUCGAGAGCCUAAAUCUUAGCGGCUGCUACAACUUGACGGACAACGGCCUGGGACACGCUUUUGUGCAGGAGAUUCCUUCCUUGCGGGUACUGAACCUCAGCCUCUGUAAACAGAUCACGGACUCCAGCUUGGGUCGAAUCGCACAGUAUCUGAAAAACCUGGAGGUGUUGGAACUUGGCGGCUGCAGCAACAUCACCAACACGGGUCUGCUGCUCAUCGCCUGGGGACUGCACCGGCUGAAGAGCCUCAACCUCCGCAGCUGCCGGCAUGUGUCGGACGUCGGCAUCGGCCAUCUGGCUGGCAUGACGCGGAGCGCGGCCGAGGGGUGCCUUAACCUGGAGUACCUGACGUUACAGGACUGUCAGAAGCUAACGGACCUGUCCCUCAAACACACCUCCAAAGGCCUGACCAAGCUCAAAGUUCUCAAUUUGAGUUUUUGCGGCGGAAUAUCGGACGCGGGCAUGAUCCACCUGUCACCCAUGAGCAGCCUCUGGACCCUGAACCUCCGCUCCUGUGACAACAUCAGCGACACCGGCAUCAUGCACCUCGCCAUGGGCACGCUGAGGCUGUCGGGACUGGACGUGUCUUUCUGCGACAAGAUAGGCGACCAGAGCCUGGCCUACAUCGCGCAGGGCCUGUACCAGCUCAAGUCCUUGUCCCUGUGCUCCUGCCACAUAAGCGACGACGGGAUCAACAGGAUGGUCCGCCAGAUGCAUGAGCUUCGGACCCUCAACAUCGGCCAGUGCGUGCGGAUUACGGACAAAGGCCUGGAGCUGAUUGCGGACCACCUGACUCAGUUGACCGGGAUCGAUCUGUAUGGAUGUACUAAGAUCACGAAACGGGGCCUGGAGAGAAUCACCCAGCUCCCCUGCCUUAAAGUGUUAAACCUGGGGCUGUGGCAGAUGACGGAGAGUCACGCUGAAAAAGUCAGGUGAAAUUCCCAAGAUUUGGGAAGAGUAGGGAGCGAGUGGGCGGGGUUUCAUAAUUUUAAAAGAGUCGGUUUCACCGAACCUCACAGUUCCUGUCCAUAACACUGGAUGCCCCAUUGAAAGUGUGACAGAAAGAUGAAGAACUCUCUAGUGUCUGCCAGAACAAUGUCAUGUGAGUGGGAAGGCCUGCAUAUGUGGCACCAGCACCAGUAUAAUAGAGGUAGAAUACGACUGGAAACCACCGACUAACUCAACAAGGAAGUCAAAGGGAAGGCUACAGUCAGUUAGGAAGUUAGAUAAUGUCAAAGCUGUUUUAGUCCAGAGGUGGGUUAGUGACUGCAGGACAAAAACACGUUGUUUCCCACAUUCCAGCUUCGGUCCCACAGGCCGACCCCCAAUCACACCCAUGAGCCCGCGGGGUCAGAGGUCAGAGGUGAGGGGUUGUCAGAGCAACCAUGAGCGACCAGCUCACAAACCUGCUGUUUUUCUAUGCAAACGCUCCCAGGAGCAACCUCUCACUGCUGUGCCGACUAAUCGCAAGGGGUGCUCCCCACCCACCCAUACAUGCUUGCUUACAGGGACACUGAAAUCUGCCUCUUGAUGUCGGAGCAAAGGUGCGUUCAAGACGGUGAACUGUGUUUGCAACAAACAGUUACUGUUGAACGGUUUUAAAUGAAC
Molecule: messenger RNA, 2355 nt
Organism: Conger conger (European conger)
Lineage: Eukaryota; Metazoa; Chordata; Actinopteri; Anguilliformes; Congridae
Product: F-box/LRR-repeat protein 14-like
Exons: 3
Coding region: 475-1683 (402 amino acids)
Biological process (GO): SCF-dependent proteasomal ubiquitin-dependent protein catabolic process
Cellular component (GO): SCF ubiquitin ligase complex
Molecular function (GO): protein binding
Source: RefSeq, a predicted model, not a curated record